CGUCAGUUAUCGCUCGCGAUGGUGCCCAUCGGGACGCACCCCGCGAUUCGCGACGAGGAUCUUCGUCAAUGGGCCGCUGUGGCCUGCCGCCUUCCUCCGCAUCGUCUGGAUGGAGUGCACGGGCGUGCCGGGGGCGCUGGGCGUCCCCGCGAAGAGGGGGCCGAGCCGCGGCGGGUGAAGAGUCGCGGGCGGGGUGGACAUGGUGGUGGUUGGAAGCAAGAGCGAUCCGAAGACGGAUGGGGCGGGUCAAUUGUCUAGGAUGACGCGGGCGGCGCGAUGGCUGUCACGGUUCGGCUCGACGUUCUUGGCCGUCGGGGGUGGGCGAUGGGUGCUGUACGACGCAGCCGCGCACUCUGCGAGCUUUCUGAGGGAAAUAAGGCGGCGAAAGGCAAGGGGGGCGCAGCGGGCGUAAGGCCACCUCUUGGCUGCGAUCUUAUAUCACGCGUACGUCCAGUUCUCAUUCCCCCGCAAUCGCGGCGCCCGUCGGUACGCGUCAGAUCAACCAUCUCAUCGUGCGCUCAGUCGUCUAUCGCGCCCUCCGUCCGCAGCUGGUCGCGCGCAACCAGGAGGCGCAGAAGCUCUUUGCUCUACCGACGCAGCCCUCCGUCUCCACGACAAUCGCAAUUCCGCGUCGAUAUCGACCUGCUUGGCGCCACUCGGCUGGCUUGGCACCUUCGACUCCCGCCCCAUCAGAACUCGAUGCUCAAGCCAAGUCACCUACGUGUCCGCCGCGAAAGACUCGGGGUGAUCUGCGGCUUUGUUGGAGGGUGUGUAGGGUAUGCGGCGUUAGCGAUAAAGGUCCGUUCCGCUGGCCUUGGCGGUAGGUUCACGCCUGACGACGGCUGUACAUGUCGACCUAGCUUUCCGUAUGAGCGUGUUCAUCAGCGAUGUCGGCCUACUUGUCAACUCAGUCAAGGACCUUAUCCGAGCUGGCUACAACGCAAGCAGCACAGAGAAGCGAGCAAGCUAUCUUCGUCCCUAUCCCUCGUCCCCCGGGUACUGCGUUCGAUCUAUGCCUUACAGCGCAUCUCACCAAUCAUUACUGCAACUUCAUCGCGGUCUGUUCAGACGCAGGAUACCUCUACGGACAAUGGACUGGACUGAGGCAAUUGCUCAAGUCGAACUUCCGGCCGAAAUCGAACUGUGACGUCACGCGUUAUAGCAGUCCAAUCGUCGCGUCGUAAUAUGCAAGCUGAGCCCAAAUUGCAUUGGUUC
Molecule: messenger RNA, 1215 nt
Organism: Schizophyllum commune H4-8
Lineage: Eukaryota; Fungi; Basidiomycota; Agaricomycetes; Agaricales; Schizophyllaceae
Exons: 1
Coding region: 277-1104 (275 amino acids)
Source: RefSeq, a predicted model, not a curated record